This is a messenger RNA of Alosa alosa (allis shad), 5544 nucleotides long. Its product is annotated as interphotoreceptor matrix proteoglycan 1-like. The coding region runs from base 320 to 4585 and encodes 1421 amino acids. The record is from RefSeq and is a predicted model, not a curated record. The transcript is spliced from 17 exons. NCBI's taxonomy places the organism in Eukaryota, Metazoa, Chordata, Actinopteri, Clupeiformes, Clupeidae. Gene Ontology annotation, biological process: visual perception.
GACACAGAUGCAUGCUAGCUAGUGCUGGAAGCUGAGGUGUCCACCUUCUGAGAAAGUGACCUCCGGUGUCAGAGCUUCAGCAGUAGUCUUUGAAUCUCCCAUAGGCACUAAUGACUCCCACUGAGCGCAGACCGUUCACCUGAGAUAGAAGGGUUGACCUCUUUGCCUGAACGUCGGCUACUUUGGAUUUUACGACUAUUUCCGUGCGCAUGUGUGUGCGUAUGUCUAUGUGUGUGUGAGCAUGUGUGUGUCUGUGCUCUUGUGUGUGUGAUUUUUCCUUUCACAUUAAUCUGGGGAAAGAAUACAAACCUUCUUCACCAUGCCUUUGAAGUGCGAGCUUUUCAUCACCCUGCUCCUCUUUGUCAUCCUCGGAGUUGCAGACCAGCACAGUUACAGCCCCCUCAAUCCAGCUGACGCCAUCAACUCACUGCGCUUAAGAGAACUGAUAGGCACAACCAAGCAGAGUGCUGGCGUCACGACAGGGUUUGAGCUGAAACCUCACCGGACAAAGAGAACCGCGGUCUUCCGCUCCGGAGUAAAAGUGUGUCCCCAAGAGACCAUACGAGAGGUCAUUGCGAGUCACCAAGCCUACUACAAGCUCAGAGUUUGUCAGGAGGCCGUCUGGGAAGCCUUCCGGAUUUUUUUCGACCGGAUUCCGGGAACCACGGAGUACCAACGCUGGGUCCACACGUGCCAGCAUGAGUCCCUCUGCAUAUCGGACCUCGCCAACAACUUCAGCAGCUCGGAAGAGCACCUCAACAUGAUAUACCGGAGGAUGAACUUGCGGCCGGACCAGCUACCAGGACGACAUGUGGUGCCAGAGAAGCCAGCUGAGGAGGCGGGAACAGAAGAGGGUGCCCAGACAGACUCAGGAGAGGAGGGAGAGUCACCUGCUGUUCCGGACGCCCCCGACGCCACUCUUGGCACUCCGAGCGAAGGCGACGAAGGCCAUGAAGGCGAUGAAGGCACUGAGACAGCUGAGGAGGACUCUGACCUCCCCAAUGUGGUGCCAGAGCAAUCUGUGGAGCAGACAGUGGAAUUCACCAUCAACCUGGUGGACCCUGGUUACAGGGAACUACUGGACGACGCUGAUUCUCCUCAGUACCACGACCUGUCUAGACACCUACAAGAGCAGAUGUUGCACGUCUUCAACAAACUACCCGGAUUCAAGGAGAUUAACGUUUUGGGAAUCAGCGCAACGGAAGGAGAUGAUGGUUCUGGAGGAAUCUCAGUCCACUACGCUGUCCUGUUUGAGAACAUCGGCCCUGAUGCUACAGCAGAAGGGACAGAGGGAGACACAGACACAGAUUCACUACCCAGCCUGACAGACUUGAUGACCACUGCCCUGAGUGAAGAGGCAACUCUUCCAGUUGAUCUCAGCACACUUGUCUUUGGCCCAGAAGUAAGUCCUCUGGAACCAGAUGUUAAUGAACCGGAACUGGUUGAUGCAACUGAAGAGACUAUGGAGCCAGAUUCCUACAAUGACCUGGACGUGUCAGAGGGGGCAGAGGAACCUGAAAACUCUGAGGAGGAGCAGACACAUCCUGAUAUUUCUCCUGAGGAGGAGAAUGCUCUGGAGACUUUGUUAGAGCCCACAGUUGGCAGCGAGGACUACCCUGACAUCCCAACAGACGAAGAAUCUGAACCAACUAGCCCUCCAGAGGAAGAGGAGCCAUUCAUCACCCAUAUGAUUGAGACCAUCAUCCAAGAUGGAACUGGUGAACUUGUAAGGGACUACAUUCCUCAUGCUCCAGAAGACGAUACUGCUGUUGAGCCACCCGGUGAGGAUGAAUCUAUAAUAUCAGAAGCAGAGGCGGAAGAAGAGGCACCUGUUAGUGAUCUCUUACCAAACCUCAUUACAGAGGAACUGCCUGACUCUGAACCAGAUGAAGAGGUUGGUCUGGAUAGUGACUUGCCCAAUGUGAUAUCAGAGGAGGACAGUCUACCAGGCUCCACUACUGAAACUCUAUUGACAGUGGCCACAGUAAGCCCAGAACAUUCCGAGGACUCUGAUUCCAGCCUUCCAGUGACCACCCUCUCAGCAAUAACACACCAGCCCCCCACUGAACCACUUGGAGAUGUAGAAGAGGCUGAGGAGGUGGCAGUAGAGGAAGAGGAAGUAAUGGUGGAGACACCUGAAAGUGAGAAAGGAGCACCUGAGGAAGAAACACCUGGGGUCUCUGAACCUGGGGAGGAAUUGGCACCAGAGGAAGAAGUAGUGGUAGAAGUUGAAGACGAAGUGAAUGAACCUGAGGAGGAGCCAGGUGAACCCGAAGUAGAAGUUGUUAAAGAAGAAGAGACUGAACCUGAAGAUGAAGUUAGUGCCCCAGAGAAGGACGCUAGUGAACCAGAAGAGGAAGUGAGUGAACUGGAAGAGGAAGUGAGUGAACCGGUAGAUGAACCAGAAGAGGAAGUGAGUGAACAGGAAGAGGAAGAGAGUGAACCUGAGGAGGAAGUGAUUGAACCUGAGGUGGAAGUCAGUGAACCUGAGCAGGAAGUUAGUGAACAGGAAGAGGAAGUGAGUGAACCUGAGGAGGAAGUGAUUGAACCUGAGGAGGAAGUCAGUGAACCUGAGGAGGAAGUUAGUGAAGAAGAAGUGAGUGAACCUGAAGAGGAAGUCCUGGAACCUGAAGAUGAAAUAAGUGUACCAGAAGAGGAAGUAAUCACUGAAGCGGAAGAGGACGAAGGUGCUGAAUCUGAACCUGUGGAGGAGGUUGAAGCAGAAGUAUCAGAAUCUGAAGAGGCUGAUGUUGAUGUGGCUGAGCCUGUUGAGGAAGAGAUUCCAGAGGAGUCUCUACCUGAGGAGCCUGAAGAUGUACAGGUUGAAGUUCCAGAAGAGGCAGUUGAAGAGGAAGAUUCUCAACCGGAGGAAGAGAUUGUAGAAGAGGAAGACGAAUCUGAGGAGCCUGCGACUGAAGUGGAGGUUGAAGUUCCAGAACCUGUGGAAGAGGAGACUGAGGUUGCAGUAGAGGUCGAGGUCUUAGAAGAAGCAGAGGAGGAGCCAACUCCUCCUGAGGAAGAGAUUGUGGAGGAGACGACGGCUCCACCCUCAGAAAGCAUAAAGAUCAUUGUACCAGAAGGACCUGAUGAUGAAGGAGAUUUAUACUUCCCAGAACCAGAAGAGCAGGACAAUCUUCCUUUUGUGCCAAAUGAGGAUGCGGAGCCUGAAGAAGAACCAAGUGACCUUCAGCCUGUGGAGGACGUCGUCAUAGAGGAGACAGAGGAAGAUGUUCCAGCGGAACCAGAGGUGGAAAUCAUAACCGACCAGCAGCCUGAAGAUCAAAAUGUAAUCGAAGCUGAAACAGAAGAAGGUGAAUCAGAGGUUGAGAUGGAAGAAACAGAAGAGGCAGCAGUUGAGGUGGAAAGCCAGCCUGCAGAUACAGAUGAGCCUGAGUCUGAGCCUGAGCCUGAGUCUGAGCCUGAGUCUGAACCGGAGUCUGAGUCUGAGCCUGAGUCUGAACCGGAGCCAGAAGAGACGGAGGAGGAUGCCUCAGAAGAGGAUACAGCUGAGGAAGCAGGAGAAGAGGAGGCAGGUCCUGAACAGGAGGAGGAGGUAGAGGAGCAGGAGGAGGAGGAGGUAGAGGAGCCGGAGCAGGAGGAGGAGGAGCAAGAAACUGUCCUGGAGAUCACCCCUACGGAGGCCCCAGAGGAACCACUAUCAACAACUCCAUCCAUUGACCUGGGACUCUUUGAGGUGUUCUUAACAGAUGAACCCUAUGAGGAGACUGGAGUGGAGGUUAUAGCUGAGGAAGGAGAAGGGGAAGAUGUGGUGAUGGAGACAGACACAGAAAUUGACACGUCUGAGAGUGAUUUGUCGGUUGAAACUAGCAUGGAAGAUAUUGCCUCGGAGAUGGACCAGGCAGAUGUUGUGAGCACAGAGACCAUUGACCUGCUUGGGUAUGGGAGUGGGUCUAGUGAGGAGCACCCUCCAUUCGAGACAACAGCCGCACCACCUCUGAAGUACUUGACCACUCCUUCUAUGACCACUGCAAGCCGAGGGAGAGAGCUUGUGGUGUUCUUCAGCCUACGGGUCACAAACAUGAGGUUCUCCGAGGUCCUUUUCAACAAGAGCUCAUCAGAGUACAGAGAACUGGAAAACAGGUUCACAGAACUGCUGCUCCCAUACCUCCAGUCCAAUCUGACUGGCUUCAAGCAACUGGAGAUCCUUAACUUCAGGGAGGGAAGUGUGGUGGUCAACAGCAAGAUGACCUUUGCCAAGUCGGUGCCAUACAAUGUCACAAUGGCUGUGCACUGUGUCCUGGAAGACUUCUGCAAUACUGCAACCGAGCGGCUGGACAUAGAGAUUGACAGCCAUUCCCUUGACGUGGAGCCUGGGGAUCAAGCGAAUCCCUGCAAGUUUUUGGCCUGCAACGAGUUCUCCCGCUGUGUGGUCAACCGCUGGAGCAGAGAGGCAGAGUGCCUGUGUGACCCUGGCUACGUCACGGUCGACGGGCUCCCCUGUCAGAGCGUCUGUGAGGUCAGACCGGACUUCUGCCAGAACGGUGGGGAAUGUGAGAUAAUCCCGGGUCACGGUGCGGCUUGCAGGAAUCGUGUCACCCAUACAUUACCUGGCCUAACAAGUUAGUCAGAAAAAAGAUAUGUAGAUUGUGACGUGAACCCCCAAAAGACUUGGCACUACUUCUGAAGGACAGAAGACCGAGCGCAGAACAAUUACAUAAUGUCAUAAUGGGCAAAGGGGGCAUCACCCUUCUGACCAGCCCUCUCUCAUCAACACACCUGCUCUCCAGUUACUGUCAAAACCCAAGAAAGAACCAGAGCGAUUUUUCCUUUAUAUAAACCUCAGUGAACUCUCAUGGCAUAUGCUACCAUUGGACACGACAGUAAAUUAGGAGGAGGAUCCUACCAUCGAGAACCAGGUUUGACACUGCCCAGUUGGCUCUGCCUGUUGAAAUGGCACUCAAAAGACAGUGGGCUCUAAAUUGUUUUACUUGCAUGUUCUUUCUGUUUUGCAUUGUGACAUUUGUCAACAGAAGACUAAGGAAGCACCGGAAGUUCCGUUUUCCUCACAAUGAGGCAAUUAUUAAUAAUACUAUGGCUAAGAGGUCUUUCAAAUUAUUAAUAAUACUAUGGCUAAGAGGUCUUUCAAAUUAUUAAUAAUACUAUGGCUAAGAGGUCUUUCAAAAGGUUUUUUUUUGUGAGUGUUGUUUCAAUAAUGUGGCAAGACCCUCAGUUUGCAUUAUUCUGGGAUUGACUUCUAUGCUGGAAAUCUUACAUUUCUGACAGGUUCCUAGACUAGACAUACAGAAUUAAUGUAGGCCAAAAGCCUGGCAACAGUAAAAGAGAGGCCUUUGAUUUGCAGAACUUACUGUAGGCUGUUGGCUCAGUCAUUAAGAGUAUUUUGCAAACUAGAACCAAUGAGAAGUAAUUAUAUAAAAGUGUAGCAUUUCAAUUCAGACUGAGGUUCAUAUGUUGUUAGGUACAGCUUGGAUUAGCGUUCUUGGUCUUUCCUAUUGCUAUUUUUUUUAUAUAGUUAUCUUCAAAAGUUUGGUUUGCAAUCAAUAAAAUUACUAUUUUGUGUUUAAA